Molecule: messenger RNA, 747 nt
Organism: Cuscuta campestris
Lineage: Eukaryota; Viridiplantae; Streptophyta; Magnoliopsida; Solanales; Convolvulaceae
Source: the annotation of a GenBank genome assembly
CUAAAUGCAAUGUCCCAUCACCAUCUCCCCACUAUAAAUACAUUUGUCCAGAUACGGAGUAUAUAUAUUAUUGUGGUCACAAUUAUUAUUUUUAAGUUUGAUGAUAUUUUUCCCUUAACAUCCUCCAUUUCUUUCACAUAUGGGGCCCAAGUUUACGAAUGUAAAAGGACUAAAUCAUGUUACCUUUUCAACUGCAGAUGGAGCACCGAAGGCUGCUCCAGCAAUGGGGAUAGCCGAUGCAAUUGUAGACCUUGUGGGCAGUGGAACAACUUCGAGAGAGAACAAUCUAAAAGAGAUUGCGGGUGGAGUCAUCUCGCAAAGUCAGGCGGUCCUUGUUGCUAGCAGGAAAUCAUUGACACGUGUUUUUCUCUCUUCUCGAUUUGAUGCAAUGUUUGAAGUGGACCCUGCUCAUACAACAUUUGAAUCCCUUAAGAAAUGGCGAGAUGACAGCAUAGACCUUUUCAAGAGGGUCAUUGGCCUUAAGGCAUAUAAAGAUGCUCUAAUUGCACUGCCCAAAGUUAAAACUUUCUGAGGUUUGCCAAGUGAAUACCCAGCCUUCGAGCCUUCAUAUUUUAUCCUUUUUGGACUUUUGUUUUAGCAUUUUUGCUUUCUUUACUUAGUGGGUGAGUGGGAGUUAUGUUCCCUCCCCCUUAUCUUUUAUUUCAUUUAAUUUGCUUAGUGGGUGAGUUGGAGACUUGUUCCUUCCACCCCUAUCUUUAUUUAUGCGAAUAAAACUGCUUUUACUUA